AUGGAAGGAAAGAAUCAGUCUGUGGUGUCAGAGUUUGUGUUCCUGGGACUCACCAACUCUUGGCACAUCCAAUUAUUCCUUUUUGUGUUCUCCUCCAUGUUUUAUGUAGCAAGCAUGACAGGAAACUCCCUCAUCGUGUUCACUGUGGCUUUUGACCCUCACUUACACUCUCCCAUGUAUUUUCUGUUGGCUAACCUCUCCUUCAUUGACUUGGGUGUUUCUUCUGUUGUGUCCCCCAAGAUGAUUUAUGAUCUGUUGAGAAAACAUAAGGUCAUCACUUUUAGAGGGUGCGUCACUCAAAUAUUCUUCAUUCACUUUAUUGUUGGUGUCGAGACAGUUUUACUCAUAGCCAUGGCCUUUGACAGAUAUGUGGCCAUAUGUAAGCCUCUCCAUUAUCUGACCAUUAUGAGCCCAAAGAUGUGCAUCUUGUUUCCAGUGGCCUCCUGGGUGAUUGGCUUUAUGCAUUCUCUCAUCCAACUGGCUUUUGUAGUAAACUUACCAUUCUGUGGACCAAAUGUUUUGGACAGCUUCUACUGUGACUUUCCUGGGUUCAUCAAACUUGCCUGUGUAGAUACCCAUAAACUAGAAUUCAUGGUCACAGCCAACAGUGGAUUCAUCUCUGUGGGCUCCUUCAUUAUACUGAUCAUUUCCUAUAUUGCCAUCAUAAUCAUUGUACAAAAACAUUCAUCAAGUGCUUCCUCUAAAGCUCUGUCCACACUUUCAGCUCAUAUCUCUGUGGUUAUCUUAUUCUUUGGUCCUUUGAUAUUCUUUUAUACCUGGCCUUCUCCUUCUAUACACCUAGAUAAAUUUCUGGCAAUUUUUGAGGCAGUAGUUACUCCUUUUCUGAAUCCUGUGAUAUACACAUUCAGAAAUCAAGAAAUGAAGGUAUCAAUGAAAGAGAGCAUGCAGACAGCUAUUUAG
Arvicola amphibius (Eurasian water vole) is the source of this 921-nucleotide messenger RNA. Its product is annotated as olfactory receptor 4F3/4F16/4F29-like. Gene Ontology annotation, biological process: G protein-coupled receptor signaling pathway. Lineage: Eukaryota; Metazoa; Chordata; Mammalia; Rodentia; Cricetidae. Gene Ontology annotation, cellular component: membrane. The transcript has 2 exons. Gene Ontology annotation, molecular function: G protein-coupled receptor activity; olfactory receptor activity. Bases 1 to 921 code for a protein of 306 amino acids. The record is from RefSeq and is a predicted model, not a curated record.